AUGUCAGAUCAAUCCGUCACGUCUGUCAAUUCGUUGACCUCCCAAGAACGCCGCGAGGCAGAGGCACAGGUCGUCGCCGAACAUCUGCCUGCCGGUUACACGGCCGUACUCGACUCUGAACAUCCCAACAGCCAAAGCCAGACUUCCCAAGAUGGCUCCUCCGAAGCGACAACGCACACCCGAACGGUGUCAACCAGCGAGCGUUCCUCCAAGGGAUCCUCUACACGGGCUGGCUCGACAACAACACCAUCACCCAACGGAGUAGACAGCACCGCCGCCUCCUCCCUUCGUCUUCAAGGAGGAGACAUCCACCGCGACCUCUUCAAGAUUGACGCCUCCGCCCGCCUCCAACAACUUCACCGACGAGCCAACACCUUCCACACUCCCCGCGAGUUCGAGCAAGACCCCGAAGUGCCCGGCAUGACCGUCUCCGAAACACUUGCCCCGGGUGGCUUCCGCCGCGCCUUCUUACAUCAAAAACAUGGAGGACCCCAAAACUUUUUAGCCGCGCGAAUGCCCAUCACCCGCAACUUCGUCGAGUUCCUUGAUCUCUACGGUAGUUUCGCCGGCGAAGACCUGGCCGACUCCGAUGAAGAAGCCAUCGAGGAUGAAUCCGAAGCCGAAGCAGAAGAAGUCGAAGAGGAGGCACGCAUAGGCGAGACUACGGCCCUUUUAGGUCGUCGUCUCUCGCGCCGCCUCUCUCACCACCACCAGCGCUCCGCCACAGCCGGCACGACCAAGACCUUCUUCACGUUAAUCAAGGCCUUUGUCGGCACGGGCAUCAUGUUCCUCCCCAAGGCUUUCGCCAACGGCGGUCUCCUAUUUUCUUCCCUAGCUAUGGUCUUCGUGUCAGCAGUCACUAUGAUCGCCUUCCACCUCUUGCUCCAAUGCAAACAACACCAUGGCGGUGGCUACGGCGAGAUCGGCGCCGCUAUUUCGGGGGAGCGCAUGCGGACCUUGAUUCUCGGCUCCAUCACUUUAUCUCAGCUGGGCUUUGUCUGCGCAGGCAUCGUUUUUGUAGCCGAGAACUUGACUUCCUUCCUCAAUGCCGUCACCGCGGGCUCACAAGCGCCGUUGUCAUCGGUAGCGCUAAUCGCAAUCCAAGUUGCCUUGCUUGUCCCGCUUUCCUGGAUCAGGAAUAUCUCCAAACUCGGUCCUGCCGCCCUCCUCGCAGACGCCUGCAUCUUGAUCGGCGUGUCAUACAUCUACCAAUUCGACUUCCGCGCCCUCGCCCAAAACGGAAUCCACAAGUCCGUGGUUUUAUUCAACCCCGAGCGCUACACGUUGAUGAUCGGCUCGGCAAUCUUCACCUUUGAAGGCAUCGGCCUUAUUUUACCGAUCCAGAGUUCAAUGGCUAAACCCCAGCGGUUCGAGUACCUGCUAGGCAUAGUGAUGGUUCUCAUAACCAUCGUCUUCACUUCGGUGGGAGCAUUAUGUUACGCAACCUUCGGCACCCAAACACAAAUCGAAAUCAUCGAUAACUUCCCGCAGGACAGCAAGCUCGUCAAUGCCGUGCAAUUCCUUUACUCCGUCGCAGUCCUAGUCGGCACCCCCGUGCAAUUAUUCCCCGCACUACGCAUAAUCGAGGGUAAAGUGUUCGGCCAACACUCCUCCGGCAAAAGAAGUCUAAAGACGAAGUGGAUCAAAAAUGUGUUCCGGAUGGCGCUGGUAGUUUUCUGCGGCGUGGUGUCGGUGUUGGGCACGGGGAACCUGGAUAAGUUCGUUGCGCUUAUUGGGUCAACGGCGUGCGUACCGCUGGUUUAUGUGUAUCCGGCUUAUUUGCAUUAUAAGGGGGUGGCGACGAGUAAGUGGGGGAAGGUGGGAGAUGUGGUUAUGAUGGUUCUGGGCAUGGUUUGUAUGGUUUACACUACGGCUGUGACGGUUUAUUAUAGUUUUAUGUGA
Messenger RNA from Sordaria macrospora k-hell, 1902 nucleotides. RefSeq lists its product as uncharacterized. Gene Ontology annotation, biological process: amino acid transmembrane transport. The record is from RefSeq and is a predicted model, not a curated record. Gene Ontology annotation, molecular function: L-tyrosine transmembrane transporter activity. NCBI's taxonomy places the organism in Eukaryota, Fungi, Ascomycota, Sordariomycetes, Sordariales, Sordariaceae. Gene Ontology annotation, cellular component: vacuolar membrane.